ACACACUGAAACACAAACUUCCUGUUUCAAGUUGCACGUUUCGACUACAGGUAUACUUAUAAAACCUAAAGUGUGGUUAUAUUUAAUAAUACUUACUAAUAAGUUAAUAUUUUUUCAUACGCUCAAGAAUGGCUGAGACGUCUGAUAAGGUACAAGAGUACAAAGACUCAUUGAAGACGAAGGCAGAGCAGCUGUUACUUAAAGGUUUCCCGGAGAAAAUAGUUAAAUUGAAUGAGAUUUUGGCGACGCCAAACUUCUCAAACCGGGACCUGACUGAAGUGCACCAGGAGCUAAAUGUCGCGAUUCCGGAGCCAAUUGCUCUGAAUCACUCCGAAGAUGGACAUACGAAUAAGCGCAAGCGGGUGGAAAAUGAGGAGGAUAGUACCAACAUCACUGGCACCAAGGUUAUGAUCCUUCCUAAUGGCCCUAUUCCAUGUAAUAAGCCACUCUGUGACAUGAUACGUAUUGUUAAGCCUUAUAUCAUUCAACUUCUUGAGGAUUCCAAUCUGCUGAAAAUGUGGAUAUCAUUCAUGAUCCCUAAAAUAGAAGACGGUAAUAACUUUGGAGUUUCUAUCCAAGAAGAAACACUUGGAGAGAUUCAAUCUGUUGAAAGUGAAGCUGCUGCUUUCUUUGAUCAAAUUUCAAGGUACUUUGUGUCAAGGGGAAAAAUACUGAGUAAAGUGGCAAAGUAUCCCCACAUCCUGGAUUACCGACGAGCUGUGCAGGAGUUUGACGAGAAAGAGUACACGAGUUUGUGGCUGGUGAUGUGCGAGGUACGCAACCGCUAUUGCUCCCUACACGACCUGGUGAUCAAGAACCUGGAAAAAAUAAAACGGCCGCGUUCUUCCAACGCUGAGUCGCUGUAUUAAUAAAUGAUAAAUGAAAAACUAUUUAUUAUUUAAAAAAGUAACUGCGUUCAGUAAUUUACUUGUAGGAAUUACUUAACUAACUUUGUUUAUUCAUUUUUUUGCCGAAAAACCUGUGAAUUAUUUAUUGUAAUUCUCGAUUGAAAUUUUUUUUUUCAAUUUUCAAAUAAAAUUUUUAAAAAAUUU
Cotesia glomerata is the source of this 1052-nucleotide messenger RNA. It is a transcript of the gene REG, whose product is annotated as proteasome activator complex subunit 3. Gene Ontology annotation, cellular component: cytoplasm; proteasome activator complex; nucleoplasm. Lineage: Eukaryota; Metazoa; Arthropoda; Insecta; Hymenoptera; Braconidae. The record is from RefSeq and is a predicted model, not a curated record. Gene Ontology annotation, molecular function: endopeptidase activator activity. Bases 129 to 869 code for a protein of 246 amino acids. Gene Ontology annotation, biological process: regulation of proteasomal protein catabolic process; positive regulation of endopeptidase activity; regulation of G1/S transition of mitotic cell cycle. The transcript is spliced from 4 exons.